UCACUCCAGAGCAGUUUCAUGUCACUGCCUUCUCAAACACCUUACAAAGACACUGUUUGUCAGAUUUUGAAAAGGAAACAUGGUAACAUUUUCUCUUGCCCUGCUUUUGCUUUCAGUCCAGUGGUCCUGGGCUCAGGAAGACCCUCUUCUGCCUUUCUCUGAAUACCUGGACCACAAGAACCAUGUGCUGCUGAGGUGGGGAUUUGAUGAGAUCCAACGCACCAUCUUGUUUGAGGUCACUGUCAACACCACCGGCUGGGUCGGUUUUGGCUUCAGCCCUAAUGGAGGAAUGGCUGGAGCUGAUAUUGUCAUUGGAGGAGUUGGACCUGACGGCACUUACUUUACGGACCGUCAUGCUGGGGGGAAUGCAAUUCCUGAAGUUGACCAGCUGCAGAACUACGAACUUCUGUCUCUGACCGAGGCUAAUGGGAAAACAGUCAUGAAGUUUCAGAGGUCCAUCGAUUCCUGUGAUAAAGAUGAUCUAAGCAUCACGGAUCUCCCCAUGAAGCUAAUCUAUGCGUAUGGAGAGAAUGAUGACAUCACGUACCACGGUACUCAAAGAGGCACAAAGGAGUUAAACCUGUUGAAGUACAUGCCUCAGAUCACCCCUCCAAACAGCAACUAUUUUGACGUAACUAUGAUCAAUUUCACUGUACCAGCCAAGCAUACCCACUAUCACUGCAAGGUAUUGAAAGCCCCAGCGUUUGAUACCAAACAGCACAUUUAUCGCAUUGAGCCAUUAAUCAAAAAUGUUGACCUCGUUCAUCAUCUGUUGCUGUACCGCUGUCCUCCGAUUGUGACGGAGGAACUUGACGUGGAAUGUUACACUACGGUGGAUGCACAGUGUAUGGAGGUCGUCGCUGCGUGGGGAGUUGGCGGAGGGGCUUUUGAAUUUCCUGAGGUGGCAGGACUUCCAAUUGGAGGAAAUGUUAGGGAAUUUUUCUACAGGCUUGAAGUACAUUACAACAACCCCACUAUAGCUGAAGGUCGAGUUGAUGAAUCAGGUCUGCGAUUCCACUACACAUCUGAACUCCGUCAGCACGAUGCAGCUAUUCUGAUGACAGGGCUUGCGGUGGCCCCUGGGUACGCCAUCCCACCCAAAGCCAAAUCCUUCCUCACGUACGGCCUCUGUGACACUGCUAAUAUUCCAAAGGUUCUGGAGAAAGCAAAUGAUCUUCAGGUGUUCGCUGUGAUGCUGCACACACACUUAGUUGGGCGGAAGGUGCGAGUUGGACAAUUCAGAGCGGGAGAACAGAUCGAUCUUCUAGUUGUGGAUGAAAACUAUGAUUUUGAAUAUCAGGAAAUGUUAAACUUGGGUAAAACUAAGACAGUGAAGUUGAAUGACAAAGUGCUGGUGCAGUGCACCUAUAAUACUGAAAACCUAGACACACUGACAUGGGGGGGGUUCUCAACUACAGAUGAGAUGUGUUUGGCUUUCCUCGUGUACUAUCCAGCUAUGGAUCUGAGCGGCUGUUCGAGCUUCCCUGAUUCAAAAGCUUUACAAACUGCGAUGGGAGCAGAAGAUGCACUGUCUUGGCUCGAUAUAAUGCUUAAUAAGAUUUGGGAUGACACGUCUGUCAGUGAAUACCAACACACACUGAAUACUAUUGACCAGCAUAUUACAGUCACAAACUCAGUUAAUAAUGCAUCGAGCUAUAAAGGGACAUUUCCUGAACUCACAGUCAUCCCGCCUGCACCCUGCAUAAGUGGCUGUGUGACCAAAAGUCUUGCUUUGCUAUCGCUGCUCUUAUGUUUGGCAGUGCAAUGGGCUUCUGUUUAAAACACUAAUGCAAAAUAGCACUGAUGUAACUUCUUGUUUUUUCACUGUCUGAAUGUCUGAAUUAUAAAGAGAGCGAAAAAUGAAAAUUGAGCAAGCUAUAUGUAACUUAUUUUCCUUUUUCCAUUAGAUGGAAAUGCACUUAAUACUUUUCAUUGCUUUACUUGUCUUUUAUAUAUUCUACAAUAGGAAAACCUUUAAAUAAGAUUAUAUUUAAGAAUCACAGACAGCGUGAUUCAGAAAGAUUCAAACUUGAAUUAUAAGUAAAAACAACUACAUUUACAAUGAAGAACACACUAUUAAAAUGAUCAAUAAAAUAUAUAUGCAUCUUA
Labeo rohita (rohu) is the source of this 2109-nucleotide messenger RNA. Its product is annotated as DBH-like monooxygenase protein 2 homolog. Gene Ontology annotation, cellular component: secretory granule membrane. Gene Ontology annotation, molecular function: dopamine beta-monooxygenase activity; copper ion binding. The record is from RefSeq and is a predicted model, not a curated record. Bases 80 to 1780 code for a protein of 566 amino acids. NCBI's taxonomy places the organism in Eukaryota, Metazoa, Chordata, Actinopteri, Cypriniformes, Cyprinidae. The transcript has 13 exons. Gene Ontology annotation, biological process: octopamine biosynthetic process; norepinephrine biosynthetic process; dopamine catabolic process.